AUGCACUUUAAAGAAAAAACAGAAGGCUUUGUAUCCCCAGAUCUGGAGCUGAUGGUUCAAGGAAUGCACCUUCUCCCAAAAAACCACCCUCCCAGCUAUGAUAAGCAGCAUCUCUCUCCAGUACUCACCAGCAGAAGCACUGCAGAAUCUCAGUACCCCGUGGCGGGGGGUAACAAAAGUCACAGCCAAGCGGGCCGGAGGCCAGCCGGGCAGCCCGCUGGCGGGCGCAGCCAGAGGCCACGGCCCGGGUGCCCUCCAUCCGGCUCGUGGGUGCCAGCGCCGGGCCCGAGGAGCGUUCAGGCGGCCGGGCGGCGGCGCCCGGGGCAACAGGUCCCGCAGGGCCUCGGCCUCCCCUCCCGGGUCCCCGGCCAGCCCAGACCCCCGGCCGAGCGAGGGGGCGCGAGGCGCCGGGGAGGGAGCGGCCCGGGGCGGCGCAGGGCACGGAGUCCAAGCUCCAUCUUGAGGCGGGCGGAGGAAGGGAAGGCCGGGGUCGGCGCCGACAGGGCUGGCCACUUUUCCGGCUCCCGGACGAGCGCCCCAGGGACCCCCUGGCCUCCGAGGCCACCCUCCCGGGACUCCGCGGCUGUCCUCAGGGGCGGCCCCGCGCGCGGGACUCGGCCCCCUCACGGACUCCGGCCCGGCCCCGGCCCCCAGCCAGGCGGGCAGGAGCGGGCCCGCCGGGGCGGGGGGACCGGGAAGGGGAGAGGGCCCGCGCCGCGCCUCGCUCACCGCUGCCGCCGCCUCGAGAGCCGCCAGUCGCCGCCACCUGCCCCACUGCAGCAGCAGCCGCCGCCUCCCGGCUCGUGGGCUCGGGGCGGGGGAGAGGGUGACGCGCCGCCGCCGCGGGGCCGGGCGGGCGCGCGCCGCCAGGAGAAGACGCGGCCGCGGCUCCUCCCCGCGCGCUCCGUCGUCGCGCGCCCGCCCGGCCUCGCGCCCUGCGCCCCAGCCGCACUGGUCCGGCGGAGCGCCCGACGCCGCCGCUUUGUCUGCACCGGCCCCGCGGCGGUCUGGUGGCUGGCCAGCGGAUCCUAA
Manis javanica (Malayan pangolin) is the source of this 1032-nucleotide messenger RNA. NCBI's taxonomy places the organism in Eukaryota, Metazoa, Chordata, Mammalia, Pholidota, Manidae. The record is from RefSeq and is a predicted model, not a curated record.